Sugiyamaella lignohabitans is the source of this 1185-nucleotide messenger RNA. RefSeq names its product Hrp1p (gene HRP1). The transcript has a single exon. Gene Ontology annotation, molecular function: RNA binding. The record is from RefSeq and is a predicted model, not a curated record. Lineage: Eukaryota; Fungi; Ascomycota; Dipodascomycetes; Dipodascales; Trichomonascaceae. Bases 1 to 1185 code for a protein of 394 amino acids.
AUGUUCAUUGGUGGAUUGAAUUGGGAAACUACGGAUGAGUCUCUUAAAGCGUAUUUUUCUAAAUAUGGACAAGUUUUGGAGUGUAACAUCAUGAGAGACAAUGUUACCGGUCGUUCUAGAGGGUUUGGAUUCCUUACAUUUGACAGUGUGGAAGCAGUCAACAAAGUUGUUUCUCAAUCAGAACAUUAUUUGGAUGGCAAAAUUAUUGAUCCAAAGCGAGCAAUUCCUCGUGAGGAGCAGAACAAGACUGCCAAGAUUUUUGUGGGUGGUGUUGGCAGUGAUGUCAAUGAUCGUGAUUUCAAAAGCUUUUUCGAAAAAUAUGGUGUUGUUAUUGAUGCUCAACUUAUGCUCGACAAAGAUACUGGCCGUCCUCGAGGUUUUGGUUUUGUCACUUUUGAUAGUGAUGAAGCUGUUGAAAAAAUCCUUUCUGAACAUGUGUUAAUACUAAAGAAUAAGGCAAUUGAAGUCAAGCGUGCUGAACCCAGAGGUGGUAAGGGAGGAAAUAUGGGUGACCACUCCGGAAGAAAUGACUACCAGGGCAAUGCUUAUGGUAGAAAUGCUCUUGGUAGAGGCGGGAAUGUCGGAUACGGUGGCCAUGGAGAGCAGAGCAGCCAAAAUAACUAUAUGGCUGGUAUGAACCCUGCAAUGAUGUCGCAGUAUUAUUCAUGGUAUAUGAAUGCUAUGCGCCAACAACAAAUGCAGCUUCAAGGUCAAGGUGGAAACAGUCCUGGUGGUGAUCAAACUCAGAACCCUGCUAUGGCCGCUAUGUUCAGUAUGAUGCAACAGCAACAGCAACAGCAACAGCAACAGCAAGUCCAGGCUGGUGGUAGUGCUAGUCCUCCUGCUCUGCCAGGCAGCGGCAGCCCAGGUUUACCUCAACCAAGACCAUAUGAGGAUGUGGAAGGGAACGGUGAUGAUGAUAGACAUGGAUAUAGGGACCGCGAUGACGACUCUAGGGGUCGUUAUUCAGGUUCCUAUCGCGAUGACAGAGGCGGUAACUGGAGCCGAGAUAGGUCCAGAUCACCGAGAUCUAAUCCACCAUCUGGACCCCGUGGUGGACGUAGAAGUGGUGGACAUGGCCGUAGACGAGAUCGCGGUGAUCGCAGAGAUCGUGGUGACCGAGGUGACCGUGGAGAUCGUGGGGAUCGUGGAGGUGAUUCCAGUUACAGCGGGUAUCAACGUUAA